Papaver somniferum (opium poppy) is the source of this 2070-nucleotide messenger RNA. RefSeq names its product beta-fructofuranosidase, insoluble isoenzyme CWINV1-like. Gene Ontology annotation, biological process: carbohydrate metabolic process. Bases 59 to 1813 code for a protein of 584 amino acids. Gene Ontology annotation, molecular function: hydrolase activity, hydrolyzing O-glycosyl compounds. The transcript has 6 exons. Lineage: Eukaryota; Viridiplantae; Streptophyta; Magnoliopsida; Ranunculales; Papaveraceae. The record is from RefSeq and is a predicted model, not a curated record.
UUGAUUAGUUUCUUAUAAUUUUUCAUCACAAAACAAGUUUUAAGAUCUAUACGUAGUCAUGAAUACUGUUCUAUGGUUGAUUGGAUUGUGUUGUUGUUCUGUUUUCAUUAGUCAUGGAGUUGAAGCUUCUCAUCCCUAUUACAGAAACUUUCAAUCUUUUCAAUCUAGUAGUAUCCCCACUUAUCAGCCUUACAGAACUGGUUAUCAUUUCCAACCUUCCAAGAAUUAUAUGAAUGAUCCUGAUGCGCCUAUGAUUUACAAUGGAAUAUACCAUCUAUUCUAUCAAUGGAGCACUUUAGGUGCAGUUUGGGGUGACGUAGUGUGGGCUCAUGCAACAUCCACCGAUCUCGUAAACUGGAUUCAUCAUAAACACGCGAUUUUCCCAUCCGAACCAUUUGAUAUCGAAGGUGUUUGGUCAGGUUCAGCAACAUUUGUACAAGGAAAGCCGAUUAUUCAGUACACCGGAAUUAUUAAGUCGAAUCAAUGGAACUAUCAAGUUCAGGACAUGGCAGUGCCUAAGAACUUGUCCGAUCCUUACCUUGUGGAAUGGGUUAAACCAGUUGAAUAUAAUCCUGUAAUCAAACCCACUGGCAUUAUCAAUGCUAGCGCAUUUAGGGAUCCGACUACUGGUUGGAAAGGUCCUGAUGGAGUCUGGAGAGUGACAAUAGGAAGCAAACUAGGCAACAAUGGAAUAUCAUUUUUAUUUCGAAGUGAUGAUUUUAUUCAUUGGACUAAAGCAGAACAUGGUCUUCAUUGGGCGAAGGACACUGGAAUGUGGGAAUGCCCGGAUUUUUUUCCAGUAGCAGUUGAUGGAAAACAGGGUCUGGAUACUUCAGUUCUCGGUCCUAAAGUUAAACAUGUGUUCAAGGUGAGUUUGGAUGACACCAAACAUGACUAUUAUACUAUUGGGACUUACAACCUGGAAAAGGAUAAGUAUACUCCUGACAAGGGAUCCAUCGACAAUGAUUCUGGUUUGAGGUUUGAUUAUGGGAAGUUUUACGCUUCGAAAACAUUCUUUGAUAAUGAAAAGAAUCGGAGAGUACUAUGGGGUUGGGCAAAUGAAUCUAGUUGUGUAGCAGAUGAUAUCAAGAAAGGUUGGGCUGGAUUACAAGCGGUUCCUCGAACAGUAUGGCUUGCGGAAAAUGGCAAGCAAUUGAAGCAAUGGCCUGUUGUAGAAAUUGAACGACUCCGCACCAAAAAAGUUUCUUUACAAAGUCAAGUUCUUAAAAGAUGUUCGAUAAUGGAAGUUCCUGGUCUAACAGCUUCGCAGGCGGAUGUAGAUGUUAAAUUUAAACUGCCGAAGCUGAAAGAUGUAGAAAUCAUGGACCCUAGUUGGGUUAACCCACAACUACUUUGUAGUUCAAAGCCAGCAUCAGUGCAAGGGAAAUCAGGGCCAUUUGGUUUGCUGGCUUUGGCUUCUAAUAACCUUGAAGAACAAACAGCUAUUUUCUUCAGAGUAUUCAAUCAUCAAAACAAAUAUGCUGUGCUCAUGUGUAGUGAUCAGAGAAGGUCAUCUUUGGAAAAAACUAAUGACAAAACCACAUAUGGAGCUUUUAUUGAUGUUGAUCUUCCUCAUGAUCACAUGCUAUCUCUAAGGAGCUUGAUUGAUCGCUCAAUAGUGGAGAGUUAUGGUGUUGACGGAAAAGCUGUUAUAACAGCUAGAGUGUAUCCAAAAUUAGCUAUUGGUGAUGAAGCUCGGCUUUAUGUAUUCAAUAACGGAACUGAAAAUGUGAAAAUGUCAAGUCUGAAGGCAUGGAGUAUGAAGAAAGCUGAAAUCAAGUAUCUUAAAGAUUUGGAAUUCUCAGAUAUCUAACUUCUGAAGACUGUGGAGUUCGGAUUUUCACGCAUUUACAGAGAGGGUAAUGCGUGUGAAGAUGUGCUGUAUAUGGUUAUGUUACUACCGUGUCCUGUUGGUGGUCUUCUCCACCUUCGAUUAUCUAUGUUGUAAUGAGGGAGAAGAUGUUCUUCCCACUUAUCGUUUCGUUAAAAGCUUGGAGGUUUGAUGUUAUAUCCCACUCCUUUCUGUUUUUCAUCUUCCAUGUAUGAAUAAAUAUGUUUGAGUUGACGAAA